Patiria miniata (bat star) is the source of this 4117-nucleotide messenger RNA. RefSeq lists its product as uncharacterized. The record is from RefSeq and is a predicted model, not a curated record. NCBI's taxonomy places the organism in Eukaryota, Metazoa, Echinodermata, Asteroidea, Valvatida, Asterinidae. The transcript is spliced from 9 exons. The coding region runs from base 1120 to 2595 and encodes 491 amino acids.
GGAUGUUCCAGAAUGCAAGGCAACAAAGUGCAUUCUGCAAGACCCUAUGCAUGUCCUGCUGGAGGGGAUAAUUCCAAUGGAAACUAAACUACUACUAGUUCACUGUGUUGAAAUGAAGUUCUUCACUAUCGCAAAACUUAAUGCUAUCAUUAGGAGCUUUGAAUACACGCGAGAAGAGAAGAAAGAUCAACCUGUUGAAAUUUCACGGGAUAAUGUGCAGUCUGAUAGCAAGUUACAGCAAACUGCUCAGUCAAUGAAGAACCUUCUUGUGCUCCUUCCUUUCAUGAUUGGAAACUUCAUACCAGAAACAGAUGAGAAGUGGAUCAACUACCUAAGACUGAUACAAAUUACGCUGCUCACAUUUUCAUCGGUAGCUUCAACUCGAACUGUGAACACACUGCAGCUUCUCAUCGCAACCCAUCAUUCUGCAUUUAGACGGCUCUACCCAGAAAGGCCAAUCACACCAAAAAUGCACUAUCUCAGUCACAUACCAAAGCAGAUAUGUGAUUUUGGACCAGCAAGAAAUCAUUCGUGUAUGCGGCUAGAAGGUAAACAUGGCGAGUGCAAAGACAAGAAAUAUAGAAACUUCAAGGCCAUCCACAAAUCGGUGACUGUUCAACACCAGUACAAAAUGUGCUUGCAGCAGUUCAAUGCUGAUGGCUCGGCCUCACAUGCAUACCUUUCAGAGGAUGACAUUGUUAAGGAAGGGCAUACUUGCAGUAUUGCUGACAGGGAAUUCCGCCAUUCUAUGAUUCAGAGAGAGUAUGGAGAUUCAGAGGAUGUUUGUGCACACCAAGCAUUGAAAACUACAGAGCUAAUUUCUCGUGGUCAUCGAUACACAGCUGGCACCAUACUGAUAAAAGAAUGUCCCCAGUGGGAGUAUCCAAAGUUCAUUACAAUUGAUGAGAUCCUGAUCUUCAACAAAGCCACAUAUUUUAUUUGUGAGGAACUAGAAACAGUUGCUUUCAAUUCACAUCUAAAUGCUUUCAGUGUUGCCAACACUGGUGAAGUGAAAACUGUGGCAUUGAAGCCAGAAACUGACCUAACAUAUCACUGGCCCCAGCUUGUGCAUACAGUGGACAGGACCAAGUAUGUGAUGCUUCAAAAUGUUGAUGAUGUAUGGCAGUUGUAGCAGUAGAGAAUGGUGUAGACUCUUCAGUUUUUCUCAGCCUUACUGAAGAUGACCUUUUCAGAAUGUUUCCAGGGAAGGUGGGAUAUGUCAGGAAGGUGAUGAUGGUUCAAAGUGAACUUAAUGCACCUCUAAGUGCAGAGGAAGCCACGGGCCCAGAAGGUGAUUCUGAUCUGCCUGGAGUACUCCAAUCACCAGAUGUGAGGUCACAGCUAACAGCAGCUCCAAUGGCCCCAAGGAUCUUGGACAUCAGCAAGCUUUCAAGUCCGAGUAUGGCGUCUGUUGGUGCAGGGGGAGACGAUGUAGCAGAAGAGGCGGGUAGUCAUCAGGAUCUAGAGUCUUCUGACGUUGCCCUUCAAGGCCCUUCAAGUAGGCUGGAAACCCCAAAGACUCCUAUGUGGAACAUGUUCACCACACCGCAAACAUGGCCACAAUACUCGGACCGUGUCGUGAGUGCACUGAAAAGUGGGAACAUCAUGGCAGACUGGGAUGCACUCAUCGCAGAGACCGCUUACUUCAUUUUGAAACAUCAUGACAUGAAAGCACCAUCAGAGUACGAUGAUGUAGGAAGGCUUGUCAGCGAGCGUUGGCCUUGCAUACUCUUUGAGGAGCAUGGCAAAAAACCAUGGAAUCACUUUGUAAAGAGACUUUCCCAGAAGAUGAGGAACAUAAGAUGGACCAGAAAAAGGAAGAUGGAACAAACCAAACAACCAGCUACAACUAAAAGGACUGCCGUGGCAGCAGCUGAUUACAGUUUUGAAGCUGAUGGAGACAGCCCUGAAGAGCUCUUGAAAGCCGAUCUGCUCUCUGAACUGCAGAAGGACAAGCCUGACAAGGCCAAAAUUGGACAUCUCCAAAAACUGACCUUUAACUUGCGCAAGAGGGAGAAACCGACUUUUCAUGACUAUCCCUUCCUCUUGGAGGAAAAGUUUAUAAAGAGGGAAUUCUUCCUAAGGCAACCAGAAGUGUCAGAGGCUAGCUUACAGCAAAACUGGACCAGUCUAAUCAACAUGGUAACGGAGUGCACCAAGCAGGAUAGAUUUGAGAACACCGAGGGUGAAAUCGGACUACUUAAAUACGUAGACACCAAGAUUGCCAUAACCAAGAGGGUCAAGAAACUUCAACCAGCAAUAUCGGUGGAAAAAGCCACGUACAUUCCCACGUCUGUAGCUAGCGAGGCACCCCGCCUAGUCAUCAUAUCACAUGAAGACGAUCAUGAGCUGUCCAAUGGGUUCCUUCUACAUGAUGGUAAUGUCGUAGAGAUGAGGGACACAAAAAAUGUGAUGGAGAUGGUCCUGUUCUUGUCCCAAGCAUACUAUGCCUGGGACCUUCAGUAUCCAAUACAGUACCAGGUUCUUGGUUUCCUGCAACUGUUUUUGCUCAAAGACAGACUGUCUCCAUUUGAGCGGUCUUGCAGUUUCUUCAAAUUUGAGAAAAGAUUGCGGUCCCUGCAACAUGUUGAAUAAGCACAUCAAAACAACAUAAAAGUUGAAUACUUCCAAAAAUGUUAAAUAACUUUGCUAUGUUCACUUAGGAGUUUUAGAAUGUUAAAACUGUUGACGUCAUGUUCAUGUCAUCAACAAUUCCAUUUUUAAAAACAUGUAUAAGGGAAGUUCCUAUUGUCAUGAAAAUUGGUGGGAAGCUAGAUUGUUGAAAAAAGUCCUGCUCUUGACCCUAAAACUCUGUUGUUUACCAAUGAAAUUAAACCAAAUUUCAGAUCAUGUCAACAAGGCAUGACAAAUUUUAUGGGGCAAUUUUUAUCAGCUUUGUGCAAGAGGGUGAGAUUUAUACGCCAUGCGCCAAAAAAAAUAAUCACUAUUAUAAUCUGCCAAUUUCGACUUGGCGUCCUCCAUUUUCGAUAUAGAGCUGGAGACAGUGGCAAGGAAUGCCGUAUUACCCCUGAUGUCAUUGCAUACCUUCGGUUGGCGCAACAUGCAAUCGUAGAGUUGUGCAAUGACAUCAGGAGUGAUCCUGCAUUCCUUCACAGAAGCUGUCAGCAGCAGCAUGCCCCUUCUGCCACCGUUUCCAGCACAGUAUCAAUUUUCUGAAGUGAGUUUUUUUUUUCGUAUGGCGUAUAAUUCUCACCCUCUUGCACAAAACUGAUGAAACUUGCUCCAUAAAAUGUGUCAUGCUUUUUUUACAAAAUCUGAAAUUUUGGUUUAAUUCCAUUGGCAAACAAAAAAGUUAUUUAGGAUGAUGAGUAGCCUUUUUGACAUGUAGUACGUGUAUUAAUAUGCAAAAUCCAAAGUGUAACUGAAAUUAUUAUUUUAAAGAGCCCAUGUGCAAUGUAAUUUUACAUGCAAUCCUUGAAAAUGCAUGUGUGCCAUUUAAUCUUAUUUUCAAUUUUCAUUUGCCAUUUUACCUGAUAUUUUGGUGCCUUUUAUGUUUUUAUGCCAUUGAGAAUAUUCAUGAGCAAAAGAUGUCAUUUGAGGCAGAAACCACUGAUGUGUUACGGCUAUUUCAGCACAAAAAGGCACCAGAUUUUGGGACAUUUUGUCGCUGUAAAAUGUUCUCUUUUUUCACGGAUUUGUUGUGUCAGUUCAUGGCCUGUAGGAAAUGACGUCAUUUGAACGAGACCUAUAUUGGCAGGAUGUUGUAUUGACGGUGCUCUUAUCAGGGUUCGACUGUACUUUUUUUAAUGAUUAUAAAGGUGCACUUUUUAAUAAAAUCAACUCAAAUGGGAUGUCAAGCAUUCAAUGAAGAAGAGCAUGGUGUCACAAGAUGUGUUCCUCAGGAAAAAGAAACAUUUUAUGGACACUAAAAGGUUGAAAUUGUGCAUUGCUAAAAGCUAAAUACAAAAUUUGUAUAUUAAAAAAUGAAAUGAAAUAUGAGCUAUUUGAAUUAAAAGCAUAAACUAAUUGAUUUUUUUCUAAAAUUAAAUUCAUUUAAUUUUCUUUAAAUGCUAAAUGAAUUUCAAACAAAAUUAUGAAAAUGUUGGACAUUAAAGUUUGUUAAAGUUUGUUCAAAAUGUCUUAGAAUAAGUUAAAA